Molecule: messenger RNA, 1303 nt
Organism: Rhipicephalus microplus (southern cattle tick)
Lineage: Eukaryota; Metazoa; Arthropoda; Arachnida; Ixodida; Ixodidae
Gene: Gmer
Product: GDP-L-fucose synthase-like protein
Biological process (GO): nucleotide-sugar biosynthetic process
Molecular function (GO): GDP-L-fucose synthase activity
Source: RefSeq, a predicted model, not a curated record
UACGAGAGAUUUUUGUUGAUCGCCGGCUGUCGUCGGCAGCAGCGAAAGAGCGGACACAGCUUCAAGAUAUUUCCAUAUCGCCGCUCGCUGUUGUGUUCGUACGCCUCCUCGCCGUUAAACGGAAAUCAACCUCAACUCUUCACUUUCGCUGGAGUCGCCAAGCGUGAAUUGAUAUGACAUCAAGCGAAGAGAAAGUGAUCCUAGUGACCGGCGGCACUGGGCUGGUUGGAAAAGCCAUCGAAACGGUUGUCAACGAAGAAAAAAAGAGCGGUGAGCGAUGGGUGUUCGUCUCUUCGAAAGACGCAGAUCUCACGGACAAGCAGGCGACAGAGGCCCUUUUCGCCAAGCACAAACCCACACAUGUCAUUCACUUAGCUGCCAUGGUUGGCGGUCUCUUCAGGAAUAUGAAGUACAACCUCGACUUCUUGAGAAAUAACAUCCUCAUCAAUGACAAUGUCCUGCACACGAGCUUCGAGACAGGUGUUCGGAAAGUUGUCUCCUGUCUGUCCACCUGCAUAUUCCCUGACAAGACGACGUAUCCCAUCGAUGAGACUAUGAUUCACAAUGGUCCCCCUCACGACUCGAACUUCGGCUACUCUUACGCGAAGCGUCUCAUCGAUGUCCAGAACCGGGCCUACCAUUCGCAGCACGGCUGCAACUUCACCGCAGUGAUCCCGACAAAUGUGUUCGGGCCGCACGACAACUUCAACCUCGAGGACGGCCAUGUGCUGGCGGGCCUCAUCAACCGGACACACCAGGCCAAGUCGCACGGCAGUUCGCUGCAGGUCUGGGGUUCGGGAAAGCCGCUGCGCCAGUUCAUCUACUCCCUUGACCUUGCACGGCUCAUGGUGUGGGCACUUAGAGAGUACGACGAAGUGCAUCCCAUCAUCCUCUCUGUUGAUGAGAAAGAUGAGAUAAGUAUUAAGGAUGCAGCCAAGCUCAUCACUGAUGCUUUCAACUUCAAAGGGGACGUCAUUUUUGACACAUCCAAAGCUGAUGGCCAGUUCAAGAAGACUGCAAGCAACAAGAAGCUUCGUUCCUACCUUCCAGACUUCAAGUUCACACCCAUCGAAAAAGCCGUGCAAGAAACUGUUGACUGGUACACCAAGAACUAUGAGACUGCCCGGAAAUAACAGCAUUUGCUUCCUAGGAAUACUACUUUUUCUUUUCUCUCUCUCUCCCUCUCUUAUUUUUGUUUUUACUUAUGUUUAAUGUGGCAUAGUUCCUACUAAUGCUUUUCAGGGAGUGUGUGGUUGAAUGCAAAAUGUGUACAAGGAAAUAAAGUAUAUAGUAUAUAUUGAAA